AUGUCAAGCUCCUUCGCGUCCGCACAUGUGUUCCCUGGCGGCAACCUAGAUUCAUUUCAUGACGGCGACAUCCCUGCUGAAUAUGCGAAGGAGAGGCAUGUUGAUGGACCAGCGUACCGCAUUGGUGCAAUCCGCGAGUGUUUCGAGGAGACAGGCAUCUUGCUCGCACGACGCUCCGGGGCAAAAGGUGACGCUGCACUCGUGAGCCUGCCGAAUCGCGACAGGGAGGCCGCGCGGAAGCAGAUCCACGGGAACCAUGUCCGGUUCAGCGAUUGGGCAGAGAGUGUCGGCGGGACACCCGACGUCGAGGGACUGAUCCCCUUCACGCGAUGGGUGACACCCACUAACGUUCUCAAACGCUUCACAACCCAGAUGUACCUCUAUCUUCUCCCCGACACGGCUGCAUUUGACCGGGUCGAGGCGGCACAGCAACAAGACAUCAUCGUUCCCACGCCCGACGGCGGCGUCGAGCACACAGCCGCCCGAUUCGACGACGCCGCUACAUGGCUGGCCAAGGCCGACGCUGGCGAGAUUAUCUUGUUCCCGCCGCAAUACUAUCUUCUUCAUCAUGUGGCUCGGUUCUGUACUCAGCAGGGUUCGGGGACAUCGUUUUCGGUUUUCGAAUCGCAACGGCAGAAGCUCCUGCAAUUUCUGCGGAAAACGCCGACGGCCAGUUCGAAGAAGGGGAUCGCGCACCCCACGUCGUCGAUCCCAUGGUCUGAGAAGGUCAUGAGCCCUCAGAAUCUGCUUGUUCGGUCUUCGGAUAAACGUAUAGUGCUCGGACUUGACAAGCCUGGACUGGAACUAAAGGAUUCUGGUCGAGGCGGCGACUGGGAGAGGGUCGUACUCGUGAAAUUCUCGAAGGAAGGGCCCCGAAAGGUCGAAAUAAGGGACCGGGAGGAGAUUUUGGCGGAGGAAAGAGAAGAGAAGUCGGAAGAAGGCUCUGGGGCUCGUCACAAGUUAUAAACAGCACGCUCCCUGCGGCAAUCGAAGCUAGGCCAGACCC
This is a messenger RNA of Verticillium dahliae VdLs.17, 1006 nucleotides long. RefSeq lists its product as uncharacterized. The transcript has a single exon. Gene Ontology annotation, molecular function: hydrolase activity, acting on acid anhydrides, in phosphorus-containing anhydrides. NCBI's taxonomy places the organism in Eukaryota, Fungi, Ascomycota, Sordariomycetes, Glomerellales, Plectosphaerellaceae. Gene Ontology annotation, cellular component: mitochondrion. Bases 1 to 966 code for a protein of 321 amino acids. The record is from RefSeq and is a predicted model, not a curated record.